Messenger RNA from Zootermopsis nevadensis, 3051 nucleotides. The record is from RefSeq and is a predicted model, not a curated record. NCBI's taxonomy places the organism in Eukaryota, Metazoa, Arthropoda, Insecta, Blattodea, Termopsidae.
AGCGCGCUGUGUCUUGACGAUCAGUUCCGAUCGGUGCGGUGGAAAACGUGUAGUGUGUUUGUUUGUGGUGUGAAUUUGUUUGAAAUUACUGAAUCAAACAGCCAUUUCUUUCGCGACGCGCACCUGUGGAACGAAAACAGCUGGACGGACGCUAACUAAUGCGAGGCCACAUAUAAAUUGCAGGUGAGUGUCCGCGGAAGGUGCCACGUUGCUGAGGUACGCCUGGUCGUCUCGCCGGACACGUCGACUGUGGGCGGGCGGAUGCUGACAGCCUGGAAAUUGGUAGAUCUUGCCGACGGGACGUACAUCUGACGGAGUCGUGCAUCCUCCUGUAGCUCAAAUCCUGUGCGUCGAGAAAUAUCUUGUGAACGUAGCUGCACUGUGAUGGACCGAGAUCACGUGACGACGGUGCUCGAGACUGGUGAUGUGUGAGCCUUCAGGCAUGGAGUCCUGGCAGCCAAUCCCACGCGCGCAGCCCUUCGUCCCGAAGCGAGGCGGGUGGUAUAACUCGCAGGCGGUCAUCGCCCGGCCCCUCGGAAGACGACGUGUCCUCACGAAGAUAUUCCAAGUGCUGUUGGUUGUGGUCCUGCUCAUUACAAUCGGCAUUAAUAUCAUGUUCAUCCUGGACACGAGCAGACGUCUUCACGAUGAGGUGCUGACAACAGGGGGUGGUGAGGAACUGGUUGAUGGGAAGAACCGGAGGAAUAACUUGAGGCUGCAGGAGAGCCAGCCCAAGUCCCUCGCCAUUGAGGUCGUCAGCAGCCAGUCCAAAGUGUCCGUGUCUGUCGACGGGACAACGAUCCUGGAAGACGAUGAAGAGCACAAGAGACGGGGCAUCCACGUUCUGGUGUUGAACCAGGCCAGUGGGAGUGUCAUGGCGCAACGCACGUUUGACACGUACUCUCCACACGAAGACGAGGCGAUGGCGCUGUUCCUGAACAUGGUGUCUGAUGGGAGAAUCAUCAUAUUUGCCAUAAAGGACGAAGGGACGUUUCAGAUGAAGCAACCCGCGCGUGACCUCCUGAAACGACUUGGGUCCAAGAGAGCGCAGGUUAUUGGCUGGAGAGACAUGUGGGCGAUGGCGACGCAGAAAGGCGCUAAGAUGUUCGGAGAAUCGUAUAGCAAGAGUACCGAGUUCAACACCUGGGGAGCUCCCGUAGUUCUUCGUACGGAAGUUCCUCUUGUACCAGUGGAAGACAGCGAGUGUGACUGGGCGGAUACGGAAGAAAACCGAAGACGAAGGGAGUUCUGUAACCAUAUCGAAGGGUAUGGGAGCGUGUGUAGUUGCACAGACCCUGCCCCACUGAUUUUCAACCCUGAACCAGUUCCGAAUAACCAAGUUCAUGACGUGCCUGUCGCAAUUAUAGCCAGCAACAGGCCUCACUACUUGUAUAGGAUGUUACGAUCUUUGCUGUCAGCGCACGGAGCAAACCCAGAAAUGAUAACAGUGUUUAUUGACGGAUACUUUGAGGAACCUCUUGAAGUCACCAAGUUGUUCGGGCUGCGAGGAAUUCAGCAUACACCAAUCGGAGUUAAGAACGCUCGAAUAUCACAGCAUUACAAAGCGACGCUCACCGCCACAUUCAACAUAUUUCCGAACGCCAAGCAUGCCAUAGUUUUGGAGGAGGACUUGGAUGUAUCACCAGACUUCUUCAGUUACUUCAGUCAGACCCUGCGCUUGCUGGAGGAGGAUGAGAUGCUAUACUGCAUCUCGGCAUGGAACGACCAGGGGUACGAACACACUAGCGACGACCCGAGUCUGCUGUAUCGCGUCGAGACGAUGCCGGGCCUGGGUUGGCUUCUCAAGAGAUCUCUGUAUAAGGAUGAACUGGAAUUCAAGUGGCCAACUCCAGACAAGAUGUGGGACUGGGACAUGUGGAUGCGUCUACCCGAGGUUCGGAAGGGAAGGGAAUGCGUGAUUCCGGACGUGUCUCGGACUUACCACUUCGGAUCUUCGGGUCUUAACAUGAACUCGUACUUUCAAGACGUCUACUUUAAAAAACAUUCCUUCAAUACUCAGCCCAGUGUCGAGCUCAAGAAUGUGGACAGUGUGAAGAAGAAUAACUAUGAGGAGCUGAUAGUCAGCUUGAUAAAACGGGGCACGGUGCUGGACCACAGCAAAUCACCAUGUGAAGAGAACUUCGUACCAGACAAGAAGGGCGAAGUCAACAUCAUGUUUAUCAAAAUGGAAGAACCAAAGGAUUUUGUAACGUGGCUGCAAGUCGCCAAGUGCUUCAAGAUUUGGGAUCUUGAUGCUCGGGGUUAUCACAAAAGCAUGUGGAGAAUGCAUUUGAAGGGCAGCGAAAUGCUUGUCAUCGGCGUUCCAAACUCAGAAUAUGCGAAAUACAAACCUUCGAAUAUCACUCCAAUUUACUUGGAACCUCAGAAACGUAAGACUAAAGUUAGGUAGCAGGACUGAGUACUGGAGAGUUUCUGCUGUCCAGCGUUGCCAUAAUACCAAGUCAUCUGCGAGCUGCGCCCAUUGUCCAGCAGGCAGAAGCUGCUGACCGCUUGAUGGAUCACACACAUAAUUUCCGUGUCCGUCGAGAAACCUUGUCUUUGUAAUUCAUAAGAUGCCAAAACUGUGCGCUGAUACGUUAAUGUGUUCUUUAUGUUGUGUGACAAUAAUAGCGAGAUGUAUGCAUGUUUACAAGAAUGCCAAGUGUGUAAGUGAAUGCAUGCCUCUAGAAAUGGGAGAGGAACAGCUGUGCCACAAAAACAUAGAUAUCUAACGCUACAGUGUCCUUCUCAUUUGUUAUUGUGCUACAUAACCCACUCUUAGAAUUUGACUUGGGGUUGGUCGGUGCUCUGCACAUUGCGAUUUACUGUGGCGUAAACUGACUGAAACAGAUAAUGGGUUUUAGGUUUUCACAGCGGUGAGUCUAAAGAUGGCUGCCUUCUGGGUUUUUGCGCUGUGUAGUCUGGUAAACAUCUUCCGGACUACACAUCGCUGCAACCCAGAAGACGGUCAUCUUCAUAUUCGUCGCCGUGAUAACUGCUAAUCUCACGUGACUGAAAUUGUUUCACUCAUUUAGCUAGCCAAUUUCUAGU